CAUCUAUUGGCAUUUUUCUUCCCUUACAAUCAUGGAACUUCACAGCAGUUUUUCUAACUUCACCUUAACGGCAUCCUUUCUCUUCCUCUUCGUACUAUUCAAAAUAGUUAAAAGAUGGACUACUUCUAAAAAUUCUAACGCCAAUUUACCACCAGGACCAUGGAGACUGCCUUUCAUAGGGAACAUACAUCAGAUUAUUAGCAGCCCAUUGCCUCAUCAUUCUUUCAAAAUUUUGGCACAAAAGUAUGGACCUUUGAUGUACCUAAGACUUGGUGAGGUACCAUACAUAAUAGCUAGUUCAUCAGAAAUGGCCAAGGAGAUUCUGAAAACACAUGACCUCAGUUUAUGUGAUAGGCCAAACCUUAUGUUGUCCACAAUAUUUAGUUACAAUAAUACUGAUAUUAUAUUUUCUGUAUAUGGAGAACACUGGAGGCAACUACGAAAGAUAUGCGUUAUAGAGCUAUUGAGUGUAAAGCGUGUCCAGUCAUUUAGGUCCAUAAGAGAAGAAGAGGUGGAUGAUCUUGUUAAAUCAAUAGCUGCUAGUGAAGGAUCAAUUGUUAAUCUUUCUCGUAAGAUUUCUGAUAUGGCAUACGGGAUAGUGGCAAGGGCAGCUUUUGGGAAGAGGAGUAAAAACGAACAAGCAUUCAAAUCAGCAAUUGUUGAAAUAGCAAGUUUGUUGGGGGGAUUUUGUAUUGCUGAUUUAUAUCCAUCUAUUAAAAUGCUUCAAAGGAUGAGCAUGGCAAAGAAAAAAAUUGAAAAACUUCACAUAGAGAUUGAUAAGGUAAUGCAAGAUAUCAUCGACGAUCACAGAAGCACUCAGAGGUGUUAGAGAUUUGGUAUGAUAAUCCUGGAUAUCCUCAAGAAUCGUGUUCGUUCACUUUCCGAACAAAGUAUUUCGACCCUAUACUUGUCUGGGUUCACGAAAUCUUUGCGGGGAUAAUUCUUGAAGAAUCAAUCUGUUUCUGACAAUGGAGAACAGAUCGGAAUGUAGAGGAAGUGUAUGAUUUCGUAUGUCAAAUCGAGACCGAAAGACUCCUUAUAUAGGAGACCAAUAAUAGCAACGAACAGACACACCUGUUCGGUAAAAAACAGUUAUGUUGGUUGGAAACGAAGCAUCUGUUCGGUAAAACGGUUAAGUCCGUUGGGAAAGGGUGCAAGAUAUAGUUGGAACAGACCCCAGCCAGGGGCGCUGCCCCUUGGACCCCGCCAGGGGCUCCGCCCCUUGGACCCCGACGGGGCGCUGCCCCGCACCCCGCCAGGGGCGCUGCCCCUUGGACCCCGCCAGGGGCUCCGCCCCUUGGAACCCCGUUUCUAUUAUUCAUAUUCAAUUGUACGUUUGGCUCUACGAGCGUGCACUCCGCACUACCCUAACUCGUUUCAAGCUUAACGCAUAAUUGCAUCGGCCUUCAGUAAAUCACAUUACUACCAAAAUUGCAUUGAUGAUACUAAAAUCACCAACAAACUCCCCCCAUUUUAGUAUAAUCCUUGAUUUACUUACAUGUAUAACGAUCAAACAAAUGCAUAGAAGAAAAUGUCUUGCGAUUGAAUUUUCAUCUUAGUACAAAUACACAUUUCAAAUAUUCGGAAAUCGGGGUGUCAUAAUGAUUGAACCCGUCAAUCCAUUUGAAUACCUAAAGAUAUAGUACACAUAUGUUUCUUACAAUACUCUACUAUUCAUACUUGACACUUUACAAGCCAUGUGUCCUUAUCCAUUAAUAAGCAUAUAGGAAGCCAAGUCCAAGCUUCUUGAAGCGGCAAAACUUCAUGCUUACAUAGGUGAUCCUUUUAAUCUUGCACCUGCAUUAGCAAUUUUUCAAAAGAACCAUUAAGAAGAUAUACUUCAACCUAGCCAUCACUUGCAGGUCUGAGCACAUACCUUGGGAAGAUAAACACAAUUGCUCCAAUCUUUAACUAUGAUCUUUCCACAUUGAAUUCUGCUUCUAACGUUGUAUUAGAAGG
Messenger RNA from Vicia villosa (hairy vetch), 1959 nucleotides. Its product is annotated as cytochrome P450 71D10-like. The coding region runs from base 32 to 829 and encodes 265 amino acids. The transcript has a single exon. Gene Ontology annotation, molecular function: iron ion binding; oxidoreductase activity, acting on paired donors, with incorporation or reduction of molecular oxygen; monooxygenase activity. NCBI's taxonomy places the organism in Eukaryota, Viridiplantae, Streptophyta, Magnoliopsida, Fabales, Fabaceae. The record is from RefSeq and is a predicted model, not a curated record.